AUGUUCACUUCAAGUAAUUGCGACAAUCAGCUCGUCUUUCCAGCAGCUCGUUCUUUUUCUAAACACCUCAAAACCCACCAUGCCACACCAGUUCGGCCGUCUCGAGUCAAACGACUUCCCGCCCUCAUCAAGUGUCCGGGACUCGGUACCUCGUCCACUUUGCUAGAACAGCCCUCCAGCACGAAUGCUCUCGCACGUUUCCCUCUUUUUUUGGUCGUGGUCCCAGCUAACCCUUUUAUUGGGUUGUCUUAG
This is a messenger RNA of Protopolystoma xenopodis, 252 nucleotides long. NCBI's taxonomy places the organism in Eukaryota, Metazoa, Platyhelminthes, Monogenea, Polystomatidea, Polystomatidae. The record is from the annotation of a GenBank genome assembly.